UUUUGCGCAGAAGCGAAGGAUGCCUAUUUUCCCUGGUGUCCUCUUUGCUUUUUCCUCCGCGGUUAGGACCACCCCGUCAAGAACGGGAGACCAGAGUUUUUCUCGGCAGCAGUUUCGCCAGAGUUCGUGCAGUGGGCCCUCGACGCUGUUUUGCACUGCGGUUCCACACAAACGUCUUUCGGCUUUUUCCGCAGCUGGCUUGUGCAUGUGCUUGCGUCACCUCGUCAUUUGUCGACUUUCUGAACUCCUAGAGAGACUCGAGGCGUCGAAACGCGUUCCCCUCAACUCCUUUCGGUUCGCGCGGCCGCGGCAGGGCUGCGGUCUUUUGGGCGAGGAGCCUUCCCCUGUUCGUGGUGCGCUCUGUCCUUCGAGAUUUCGAUUUCUGCUCAACAAGCACGCAAAUCCUUGGGUCACGCCUUCCAGAGGGCGCCGUAUUUGCAUCAGAUGUUCUGCCCCACGCCGUCACGCUGCGAGAUUUUGCGGUGUCGACCCCGUCGCACUUUUCCGACUGAUUCUCUGCGCAUCUUCCUCGACGAUUUCCGGGAACGGACUUCUCAGCUUCUCUGGGGAAGUCCAAGUGCGGAUUCUGCGUGAGCAGCAAACAGAGUCGGAGCUGUUUCCGCCGCUUCUCGAGGAAAGUCGUCCUCGAGGAAGUCUGAGUUGGGGUAGACCGCAGAAAUGCGUGCCGCGCCGAGACGCCCGCUCUCUCUCAAGUGUAAAGGACACCCUUGUUGGACUGCCCCAGCACGCAGCCUCCCAUCACAGUGUUUGUUGCGACUGUUUACGACCCUUGAGUCGACCUCCUCAGCGAGUCCUUUCCCCCAGCGACCGACCGUUUCUCUGCGACCUCGUGGUUUUGCCCACCGUGCUGUCCACUGAUCCCAGGUCCGAGUCUGCUCGGCUGCGCGCGCGGCGCUGCAGGCGCCGGUCCGCGUUGCCUCUCGUUCCCUGUUUUUCUUGUGGAUCCGUCUCUGCGUGUUUGUGGGGAGGCGACUUCGCGCCGCCCCCUCUCUGCGCGCGCCGCGUUUUUGCGUGUGGCGCAAUCGCGUAUCUCGUUCAGCCGGGCGCGUUCUGUGUCCCCGCGCUUCGAGAGGCGCGCGCGUGUGAGUGAGAACCUCGUGCUCAACUCAAGAUGCCGACGUCUCUCAGCGGAGGCGUCUUCUGGUCCAAACUGGUCCAGCGGACGCCGGCAGCCGCAGCGUCGACUGCACCUGCUGCCUCUUCAGAAGCCUCACCUGCCCUGAAGCCGGCGUUUCUGCCCGCGGACCAGGCGGGCAGAUCUACCAGAGCGUCCCAAAGCGGUGCUCUGACUGCUCCGCACUCUUCGCGGAAGGGAGCUUCGUUGACGGCGUCGACCGGCGGCGGCCGCGACCAGUCGUUCUUUUGGCCAGUCUUCGGUGGCUCCCCGCUCCAGAUCUCUGGCGUCCUCAUCCCGUACUACAUCUGCCCUCUCCUUCCGAACUUCCCGAACGCAACUUUCUACAGCUACGACGGCUGCUUCGAGGCCGGCGCAGAGGGUCGUUCGAAGGAACGAACUCUCGCGAACUCCCCCCGCCAAAGCCUGGGCUUCGAGGACGACGCCUGCGGUUCCAUCGCCUCGAGUCACUUCUGGGCUCCAGAGACGGUGCAUCCGCUCGGACUCGCGGACGUCACGCCGCGCAGAGCAGAAGUCUUCCAGCCAGGUUGCCCGAACGGCCAGCUCUUCGGGAGCGAGGCGGACCUCAGCAGGUUUGCUCCCGUGUACCACCAGGCGCCCCUUGAAGGCUGCGCGCGCGCGCCGGUCUUUGGAGUUCACGCCGGACAGCCGGAAGCUGCGCUGGACAGCUCUGCGCAUUCGGCUGCGCUCCUCGCGAACGCCGCACCCGCAGCCAGAGAGCCCGAGGCUGUCGGCCCCAAGCCGGAGACGAAACGCCGUCUGUCUCCGUCGUUCCACGGCCGACGAGGAAGUUUGACGUACUUCUUCCACCACUGCGUACCACGCAGAGUCCAGCAUCUGCUACAGUGGUCGAUUCCGAACUUCCUCGUCCUCUUCAUCUUCGCAUGUGUACUGCCCGCCUGUCUGAAGUACCGAGCCCCCAUUGCAAUCGACUUCGCGAUCGUCGGCCUGUUCCUCUCCAGCGUCUGGGGCUUCAUCGCCAUCAAGUCUGACGCUGCGUCCAAGAUCGCCAGACGCUCGCAAGAGAAGGAUGGGCCGGGGGAGAAGGAGCUUAAGCUCCAGGAGAAGAAGUGCAGGCUUCGCCCGUGUGCGACCCCGGCGGUGCGUGUCGAGACAGUCCGGAAGGUGGGUGAGAAAACGGAGAGAAGGAACUCUCCGAAGAAGGACGUCGCGACCCUUGAAGCGACUCACGAGACCCGCACUGAGUGCCUGCUAGUUAAGCCAGAAAAGCAGACGACAGCGUAUCAAGAGGCUUCGGACCAGCCCGCCGUCGAUGACGACGAAAGCAAGCAGGUGCGUUCGGCAUCAGACGAUCUUGCUCUCUCACCCACGACGAAUUCUGUUCUCGACAAAGACGAACAGUCCCCCGAGGAAGAUGGACAGACCCUCUCCGCUCCUUGUGCCUCCACCCUCGAGACGUCGGAGGCUGCAGUGGAAGAGCCUGCCAGUGUCGAAGACGAGGAACCAUCGCCUGGAUGCGACAGUGCCGAUCCGGAGAUCAGGGAGCCAGGAAGCAAGCAACCAGGGGGUUCUCUACCUCAGGACGGACAGACAGAGCGCGCUGUAGAGCAGAAGAUUGAAACGUUUUCGAGUGCUUUGGUAGAACGGGAGAGAGAAGAUGUGACAGUCACGAGCUGUGCGGGAGGAGAAACUGUUGCCAACGCUUCGCAGUGCCCUGAGGACCAUUCGGACCUCUCUUUGUUGAACAAGGAGGAAGACGCAGCGAACAUCGCGACCCGUCUAGCAGAAACCCUGCAGUCACUGCCAGCAAUCUCUGAGUGCACGGAGAGUCAGACGGAAGACCAGGACCCCGAGAGCUCCGGGGACGCUUCGUUCGUGGUCGAGGCGGAGUCUGCAGCGCGUGUGGCUCCGGAGGCUUCUGCCGCCUCCCAAGUUGUAUUCGCGGGUGAGGAGGUUGUCGAUUCCCUGGAUUCCGAGUUGGCCGCGCUUGCAGAGAUAUCUGCGGAAGUGGAAGAGUGUGGAGAAAACGCGGAAGAGGGCGAAGCAGAGGAAUCGUGUGUCCUGGAGACCGAUCCGUCAGCAGAAGCGCGAGAAAAGGAGCUCAUAAGCGACUUGGCGUCCCCGUUCUGGGCGUCGCCCCCGGCGUUGACUGCGCGUCAGCCCCGGUGUACUGCAAAGAAGGCGGUUUCCUUCUCUCCGUGGAAUGAGGAGAGGCCGACGGAGGCAGGUGAGGCGACAGAGGCCGCGCGCGAGGUCGAGCUAGGCCUGGCAGCCCAAAGUGGGUCCGAGCUCGGGAAGAGUCCCGAGGCGGAACGGGCGGGAGAGGAAGCGGAGCCAGACUUUGGAGACGGUCUGCAGCGGUCGCACCGAGCGGCGCUGUCUCCAGCGCUGGCUCUUUUGUACGACGAGGACGUGUCAGUGUCGGAGGAGAUUUUAUCCUGUCAGUCUUUGACGGACGUCUCGCUGAUGUCUCGUUCGCCCUCGACAUGCGAUGGAAACGAACGGGCGCUGUCGCGGCCGACAGCUUCUCUGGAUUUGCGUGCGCGCGGGGAGACCUUUAUCGCAGGCCUCCCAGAGACUCGAGACGAGGUCGACGUGGAGCGCGACUCCUCCUCCUCGAAGAGGAUUGCAACUCCAAUGCACAUUGGCGUGGACGUCGACGAGGGCGGCAUCGCGGGAAACGUGAAGUCGUUCUGCAGUCACGCGUCUCUCGCUUCUUCCUUCCUGUUGGAGAGCGAGGACGACCGGAGUGACCAGGCCUCGGGGGUGAAUGGCUGCUUGGAGGCGACGUUCGAGAGCGAAGAGCCUCCGCUCCAUACCACCUUCAUGGCUGAGCAGCUCCGUCUGCCGCUCGCGGCGCUGACGGAGGGCUCAGAGCUCGUCGCGCAGGAACCCGAGGUCGAGAAGGUUCUCUGGAAAGUCGAAGACACGCAGAACACGACAGCGGAGGAUUGUGCUUUCUCUUCGGUCUCCUCGAACGCGAGUCUCUUCCGCUCUCAGUCCCCCGAGACGCGCAUCGCCGGCGCCCCAGCGCCUGCGCCGGGCGCCCCCAGCCUCUGCCUCCCAGUGGCAGCCUUCCCGGGGUUCGCGGGCACAGAAGCACCAUUCCCCUUUGUCGCUUCUGUCCCGAACGGCGUGCGAGACUCGCGUCUCGCGUUCGGUGUGGGGUCCAUCGAGCGUUUGCUCCGCGUCGAGGAUGAGACUAAGCAGUCUGGCCCUCCGGGGCUCCGCGGCUUCCCCGCCGGCCACUCUGAGACCGCGAGCGAGGCGAACUUCCCGUUCGGAAGGUUCAUCUCAGAGUCCCUCUCGUUCUCCCCGACGGUUUCCUUCGGAUCGGGGCCCCUCGGGUUCCAGUCCGCCCCCGCGUGCGGCCUGAACAUCGAAGAGCUCCUCGACCUCGACAGUUUGGAUGCGCAGGACCGGGAUGAUGUGCGGCAACUCAAGAAGCAACUGGGUCACGAGUCCGACGACGCCGCCAUCCCCCAGGCUGCGACACCCUUCGUCCUCCCAGACGACCCUGCGGGCUCUGCCUCCCGCGCAGGCGCCCCGGCCUUCCCGCCCCCUCCACCCCUUAGGGCCCCACGCGCCACUGCGGCUCCGCCCGAAAACUGCCGGGCCUCCUCUGGGCCCCAGAGGCCCCACGCGGCGUCACUGCGCGCCCCGCCGCCGCCUGUCUCGCCCCCGCAGGACGAGGAGGCCCCGCCGCCGGCUACGGUGACCUCUCAACCGAACAGCUCGAAGCAGCGGAUCGCGCUGCAGCACUACAUGGCGCUCGUUCGCGAGUGCCACCGCACCAAGGACAGUCGCGGGGCGAUUCGCGUUCUCGGGCGACUCCAAGCUGAAGGUCGCGUUGCUGCUGACACCCAGCUCCUCAAUUACGUGCUGAUGGUUUGUGUCUCCGCGAACGACCGCGUCAUGACAGGGCAGUUGUUCAAGUUCAUGGAGACGACGGGGUGCGCAGAUUUGGUGACGUACAACACACUGGUGAAGAGCUUCACGGCAAACGGGGAACUGCAUGCGGCAGAGCAGGUGCUUGCUCGAAUGGAGGGUCGCGAGAACACGUUGGAGGCGGAGCUGUCGGGUGCACAUCUGGGGAUGGGUUUCGAGGGCAAGUCGGAGAACGGGGUUUUGAAUAGACCGAAGAUCUCUCCGGACGAGGUGACUUUCAAUCUGUUGGUGAACGCGGCGGUGAGCGCAGGCGACCCCGACAAGGCAUGGGAGUACAUUGACCGGAUUAAGAAGGCGAAUCUGCGUCCGGACAAGUUCACGAUUAGUUCGAUCAUCAAGUCGCUGCAGCCGGGACAGAACGAGCAGCACACGCGGCGCGCGUUCGAGUUGAUGGAUCAGAUCGAUGCGUGCGAAGACCUUGUUCUCCUCAGCACCUGCAUCGAUGCAUGCGCGCGGCUGGGUGACCUGGACCGACUCGCCACACUCCUCGCGCGCUUCGAAGACUCCGACUUGAAGCCGAACGCGCAUGCGUACGGGACGCUAAUCAAGGCGUACGGGAAGCUCGGCAACGUGACCCGUGUCUGGGAGCUUUGGAUGGAGCAGCAGCGCAGUGGCAUCGAGGCCUCGAACUACACACUCGGGUGCAUGAUCGACUGUCUCGCGAGCAAUGGAUUGAUGAACGAAGCCGUCGACCUGUUUGGGAAGAGCGUCGCGGCGGGGUCUGCCGACGCGGUGCUCUUCUCCAUUCUGGUCAAGGGCCUCGCUCGAUUCCGAAAUCGCGGCCUGGAGGUUGCCCUCGGAGCGUACCGGCGCCUGAAGGAGAGCGACAACUCGGCCGCGGUGACUCCUGCUUCGAAGCCUGCUGCGGGGAGCCGCGCGCCAACCGGAGGCCCGUCUUGUGGGGUGGACGGUAGCCGUGAGAGUCGGAGACGCGGAGGCAGCAAGCGCCCCGUGGGGGGCGAGAAGGGGGACAAAGCCGGGGCUGCGCGCGAUGGUGACGGGGAGGAGCAUAGCUGCUAUCUGAAGGCUCUCAACACCAUUUCCUUUAACUCGCUCCUCCACCUCUGCGUGCGCUCCGGACGCCUGGCGGACGCUCUCGAACUCUUCAAAGACAUGCAGUCCCACCCGCAUGCGCAGCCGGAUCUCAUCACCUACAGCACAGUCAUCAAGGGCCUCUGUUGCUCCUCCAAGGAGCACGCGCUAGACGCCGCCUUGGGCCUGUUCGAGCAGAUGCAGAAGGACGCGAAGAUCUCCCCAGAUGCAAUUGUGUACAAUACCCUCAUCCAGGGCGCGGCCACUCGCAGAAACGUCACUCUCGUUGAGUCGUUGCUUCUCCACAUGCUCCAAAACAAAGUGAAACCCAGCAGCUACACGCUGUGUCAGUGCGUCAAGCUCUAUGGCAAGUGCGGUGACCUCGCUCGCGCCCUGGAGCUUGCGCUCGAGCUUCCACGUCGUUUCAACUUCGCGAUGGACAGCUACGUGUACACGGCGCUGAUCGCUGCCUGCACACACAACCGGGCGCCGUUCCUGGCGGCGACGCUCGCCCUGCAGGCGACGCAGGAGAACCAGGAGUUACCUCCUGCUUUGCUUCUGCGUCUGGCGAACCAUCUGCAGCAGCAGCGGGAGCUGGCCGAGAGAGAAGCGAUGAACUCGAGCUUGCGAGAGUUGCCACUGCUUCAGAACGUGUGUUCGAGCGAGCUGAAUGGAAAGGUUCUCGGUCCGUACGGGGUCCGAAAAUUGUCCCCGGCGGAGGAGGCGAAGGCGACUGUCGACGCCAUCAUCAAGUUGCUGAAGCGCGCGGUCGGAAGCACCGGGGCUCCGGGGGCGAGGGAGGACCGCGAAGGUUCUGGGGAGGCCCUCUCAUUCGCGUCUUUCUCGUCUCCUGGCGACAGUUCACAGAGAGAUGGGGGUCGCGGGGCCUUCGCGACGUCGCGCACCGCCGCUGGCAGCAAGCGGUCGAAGCGUGGUGGCGGCCAGUCCGUGGUUCCCGUUGUGGACCGAGAGCGCGGCGAGAGAGUGGAGAAGGCGACCGCGUUCUCCGGGGUAAACGGCAAGCGAAAGCCGGGAAACAAGGUCCAGGAGACCAGGGCGGCUGCGGACGACGGGGGCCCUCCAGGUCUGCAUGCAGGAGCGACAAGCCGCGGGUUUGGCGGGCGCCAGGGUGGCGAGAGCGGCCCGAAGACAUUUGCUGGGCAGCGCAAGCAGCUGGUGAACGCGGGGACGCCGCCUCCACCGCAGACUGCGUUCAAAAAGAGCUCGGUGCAUGCAAGUCGAGUGGGGGGUUUGCCGCGAGGCAGCGGCGGACUGGAGAGCACGAACUUGUACCCCUUUGAGGACAUGGGACUGAAUUUGGAUUUCGAUGGCCCGCGCAUGCGUGGGAGACACAGCAGCGGGGCGUCGAGCGCCGUCACGACUGCCAGCUUCUCAAAAGAAACCGCGAGAAGCGGGCGGAAGGGACAUGCCAACAACGGGCGAGGGGGUCGUCGAAGUUAGGCCUUCGAUGUGCGUGGAAAUCGUGUAGGCGUUGCGACUGUGUCGGAUUUCAGUCUGAAACGCGAGUUACGUCGGCGCGAGUGCCGUCGCGGCCAUGUUGCCUUGGAUGCAACUUUGACAAAGUGGGUGCGGUCGGGGGGGAGGGGAGCCAAGCAGAAUUUUGGCGUUUCUGUGAAAGCGAUUUGGGAACCGAUGCUUUUUGAGAGCAGUGGAGUAUAGCAAGGACUACGCGUGGUUCGCUUUUCUGUGGAUCGUUUUGACUUGAUGAACAUCCUCGUCGUUAUUUUGUGCACGAGCAGAAGCAGAUGGCUGUCGGGAACGCUGCAAGCACGUGUGAGGUGCGCGAGUGAAGUUCUGUGUUUCGGUGUUCAAGUGUGUUUUCGAGACCGGCAGAACAGAAAGACCGGAGUAUAGUUUUUUCGUUAUGGAAGCAAAAGCGUUUGCAGAGAGAGCUGUUUCUCGGUUGCGAUACAAGCGUAAAGGAUUUAUAUUCAUUUCUGUGGAACUGCGUUUCCAAGAGUACACGUAGGAAACGCGGGGUGUGCGUUCGUGUGUUCGUGAGCUGCAGUGCGAAGAGUGGAUGCUGUGUAUGUGAAGAUCGCAUGUCCUCGGCGCUCGCAGAACAGGGCGGAAACUCGGAUACACGCGUCCCUUUUUUUGUUGAAACGAGUUGUCCGUUCAAAUCUUCUGCGAUAUGUGACUUUUCGGGUCGCCCCGACUUGGAUGAACGUCUCACGGAGCCGUGUGCUUGUAGAUCGCGGCGCACCAGGUAAUUUUUUUAUCUGCGUCUGUGCCGCAGCGAAUGCCGCGUUUCGAUUCUGAAACUGAAAUGCGAAAAUAGACUGGGGUGUGUUCCUUGGUAGAUACAGAGGGUCUGAAAAAGGUGCACGCUUGGAGAAGCAGCGAGUCGCCGCCCGGCCGCCGCCAACGCUCGACCGCGGGGCCGCGAAAAGUCCAGGGAAACGCUUUUUUUCUGAGUUUUUCGAGUGUAAGUCUGCGUUUUUCUGUGUCAAGAUUUUGAUUCACCUGGAAGCCGUCGCACAGAGCGUUCCCUUUGUCAACGGCGACGUAGCAAAGAGUCUACCACUUGAGUGCAUCCGUGUCCGGCCUCGGUUCCGGGGGGGGGGGUUGGGUCUGGACAGGCUGCUGUGUCUGGGCAUUCUGCCCAUUUUGUCACGUUCGCUCUUCUGCUCUUUCGUGAGUACGGUGCGAAAUCGUUUCUUUGUGAUUUUGCGACGUGGCGCAACGUCUGUGGCCCGAGUUUUUCGAUGGGCAAGUAACAUGCAUGCGUCGUUUCUCCGCGCUAGAGAGUGUGGAUCGUGUGUUUGUCGACACGAGUGUGUCUUCGUCUAGAAAAGGAGGCACGGUAGAAAGAACGGGUGGAGGAGUUCAUUUUUCCAGGCAUCGUUUGCUUUUUCCAUUUCAUGAGAGUUGUCUGUUCGUCACGAGGCAGGUAACGCAACACUGAGACCUCGGUAGAGAGGGGGGGGCAGAGGGCACAUCGCUCUCCUGGACGCUGGAGUCGAGAAGCGAAGAGCUGAAGGUCAGACGGUUUUGUAUGACAGCGUUCUGGGACAGCGAAGGAGAAAACGUUUCGAAGAUGAAGCAGGCUGUGGAUUACGCGUUGCUCGCGAAAUGCCCUCUCUGAGUGUCCAUUCCCCUCUCGAAAUCGUUAUUUUGGGGUGCAUGUACACGCAGGGAGACGCAUCGCGACUUUAGGUCGUCGUCUGUUUUCUAAUUCCUCUGCCAGCCCGUGUGGUGCGUUUGUGUGUCGUUUUGACAGCGCGAGUGAACGUGGAAAUGCAGAAAGUUUUUCCUCUCUGGGUACCCAGUCACUGUUUUUGCCCUGUUUGAUGUAGAUGCCUGCCAUCCAUCUCUCACAUCGGAGUACGUAUUCUCUGUGGCUCUCUUUCGUUCUCGCACUCAUGUUGCUUGGCUCUCCCUCCUGGUUCGCACAAACGCCUGUUUCCUUUCUGUCCUGUAUACAUAUGCAUCUGCGUGCGUAACUUUUAUGUAGAGUCCUUCAUGUGUGUAUACGUGGAGUGUGUGUGACGUCGCUGUGCCCGUCGGCGGCUGCCUUGCGGGUGUUGACGUAGCGACGGUCAGACAGCUAGAGGAAGUGAGGGCAAUGUUUCUUCCCUUUUUCUGGCAUACGUGCGUGAACAAGAGUUUUCGCAUGCAGAAGCAGAGUCAUUUUCUUGUGUUUUGUGUUGUCCUCCACGAGAGGAGAAAGUUCGGUGAGAAUCAAAGACAAAGCACGCUGCAGAGAUGGGUAUCUUCGGAGAGAAAACCUAGGGUCGUUCAACAACUCGAGAGAUUCUGGGGGGUCACAUGUACUCGUGUGUCGCCUUCCUUCGUGAAGAGCAAACUGGUCGCGUUUCUGUCAUUUUCUG
Messenger RNA from Toxoplasma gondii ME49, 9951 nucleotides. RefSeq names its product pentatricopeptide repeat domain-containing protein. The coding region runs from base 1133 to 7558 and encodes 2141 amino acids. Lineage: Eukaryota; Apicomplexa; Conoidasida; Eucoccidiorida; Sarcocystidae. Gene Ontology annotation, molecular function: protein binding. The record is from RefSeq and is a predicted model, not a curated record. The transcript has 3 exons.